AUGCUACUCAGCAGUCUACAUAAGACGCAGCAUAAGAAGUAUUACUGUCUCAGUUGCCUCAAUGGUUUCAACUCACAGGAACGUUUGGAUGAACAUAUAGAGACAUGUAGAGAGGUAAAUGGAACGCAGAAAACUGUGAUGCCAAAGAGAGGUAGUAAAGUUAUGUUUAAGAAUCAUAGGAGACAAUUAUCUGUUCCGUUUGUGAUAUACGCUGACUUCGAAUCACAGCUGAUACCUGUUGAUGGAGAUGGAAAGUGUUUACGCAAGACACAGAGCCAUGAGAUGUGCAGUUAUGGUUUUAAGAGAGUGUGUUACUAUGAUGGUAAGUAUGAUGGUGAAUAUAAGAGUUAUAGGGGAGUAGGUGCGAUUGGGAGGUUCCUAACCGAUGUGCUAAAUGAGACUGAGGAAUGCAAUAGGAUUAUUCAAGAUGAGUUCACUAAAGAGGCAGUUAUGAGUGUAAAUGACUAUACGGAACUUGAGGGAGCAACUGAGUGUCACAUCUGUGGUGGUAAGUUCAGUGGCGACGAUAAAAAGGUGCUUGAUCAUUGUCAUGUAACUGGUAAAUUCAGAGGCGCGGCCCAUAACUCGUGUAAUCUAAAUUAUAAGUUAACUGGAAAAAUCCCUGUUGUAUUCCAUAAUUUACGGGGAUAUGAUAGCCACUUUAUUAUGCAGGGAGUUGCGGGGCUUGGAGAGAGAAUUGAGGUUAUCGCCAACAAUAUGCAAAAAUACAUGUCCUUCAGAGUGGGUAAACAGUUGGUCUUCAUUGACUCUAUGCAGUUCAUGAGCAGUAGUCUUGAGGCUCUUGUUGGGAAUCUUGAUAAGAGUCGUUUCAAGAGAAUGCAGUGUGAAUGGAAAGGUCAGGAUCUUGAAAUGUUGCUUGAGAAGGGAGUUUAUCCUUACGAAUAUAUGAGCGACUGGAGUAAGUUUAAGGAAAAGUGCUUGCCUGGGAAAUCUGCUUUCUGUAGUUCAUUGAAAGAAGAAAGUGUUAGCGAAGAUGAUUACGUAAGAGCGUGCAAGAUGUUUGACAAGUUUGGUUGCAGGAGUUUGGGCGACUAUCAUGACUUGUACUUGAAGACUGACGUGCUGUUGUUAGCAGAUGUAUUUGAAGACUUUAGGAGAGUUUGCUUGGAUAAUUAUAAGUUGGACCCUGCACAUUACAUUUCUGCUCCAGGGCUUAGUUGGGACGCUAUGUUGAAAAGGACUGGUGUAAAGUUAGACUUGCUCUCUAAUGUCGACAUGUAUCAGUUUAUUGAAAAGGGAAUGAGGGGAGGUGUAAGCUAUAUUGGUCAUAGACAUGCUCAGGCUAACAAUAAAUAUAUGAGUGACUAUGAUCCUGAAAAGCCAAGUAGUUACAUUAUGUACUACGAUGCAAAUAACCUCUAUGGAUGGGCGAUGAGCGAGAAAUUACCAUAUGGAAAAUUUAGGUGGAUUGAUGUUGGUGAAUUGGAUCUUAGUAAUUAUGGUAAGGAUAGAGAGAAAGGCUUGAUACUGGUAGUUAAUCUCGACUAUCCGAGUGAACUUCAUGGGAAACAUAAUGAUUACCCGUUAUCUCCUGAGAUUAAAUUACUGAUGAUAUGCUAA
Molecule: messenger RNA, 1581 nt
Organism: Paramuricea clavata
Lineage: Eukaryota; Metazoa; Cnidaria; Anthozoa; Malacalcyonacea; Plexauridae
Source: the annotation of a GenBank genome assembly